CGCGCACAGACUCUUCUUCUCCCUACCUGGUGGAGGUGGGUGUGAAGAGAAAUCGAGUGAGACAUUGAAAGGGAGGGGUGACCAUAACAUUUUUGUCCCUGUUGCGCUUACCGUAGCUGCAAACAAUCCAGGAAGACGCUUAAGGACUGUGUGAGGCAUCGAGCGUUGGAGGAGAAAAAAAAAAAUCGUUUUCACCAAAAGGAAAAGAAAUUUGGAACUGGAAGUGUGAGGAUCUUAUUCAACUGGAGAUUGUGGUCGUUUUCACUCUGCACAGCCGAGUAGAUCUGUCGAGGAGAGGCAGGGAAAAUAAUGGGAGGCGGGGGCGAAAGUUAAAAAGAGCGAAGCCGCAGUCCGGGUCUAGGAGGCGCCGAGCUGCUUACCUCCUCUUGCCGGCCUCACUCGAGGUCGGGGCUGCGGGGGGUGAAGACGACUCGGCUGCGGCAAGCUUUAGCUGCGGGACUUGUUUCUGUUUGCAGGACUGCUUUGAAAAUUUCCCACGCCUUAAUUUUGGAUGACUGUACUAUUUAAGAUAUUUUAAAGAUGUCGGAUACCGCCCCAGCCCGUUGCUUAGAUGAUAUCGACUUGGCUGCUUUAAGGGACCCUGCUGGAAUCUUUGAACUAGUAGAGGUUGUUGGAAAUGGAACAUAUGGCCAGGUAUACAAGGGGCGUCAUGUCAAGACUGGGCAGUUGGCAGCCAUUAAGGUUAUGGAUGUAACCGAAGAUGAGGAAGAGGAGAUUAAGCAAGAAAUUAAUAUGCUGAAGAAGUACUCUCAUCACAGAAACAUUGCUACUUAUUAUGGGGCAUUUGUUAAAAAGAGCCCUCCUGGGAAUGAUGACCAGCUUUGGUUGGUCAUGGAAUUCUGUGGUGCUGGUUCAGUCACUGACCUAGUUAAAAACACAAAAGGCAAUACACUCAAAGAAGACUGGAUUGCUUACAUAUGCAGAGAGAUCUUGCGGGGUCUUUCACACCUCCACACCCACAAAGUAAUUCACAGAGAUAUCAAAGGGCAAAAUGUGCUACUGACUGAGAAUGCAGAGGUCAAACUUGUUGACUUUGGAGUGAGUGCACAGCUGGACCGGACAGUAGGACGUAGAAACACAUUCAUUGGCACGCCAUACUGGAUGGCUCCUGAAGUAAUUGCUUGUGAUGAGAAUCCAGAUUCUACUUAUGACUAUAGGAGUGAUAUUUGGUCAUUGGGAAUCACUGCUAUUGAAAUGGCUGAGGGAGCUCCUCCUCUAUGUGACAUGCAUCCAAUGAGGGCUCUUUUUCUUAUUCCUCGAAACCCUCCUCCUAGACUGAAGUCAAAGAAAUGGUCCAAGAAGUUCAUUGACUUUAUUGAGAGCUGUCUGAUCAAAACCUAUACAAGUCGACCUUCUACUGAUCAGCUGCUGAAGCAUCCUUUUAUUAGAGAUCAGCCCACUGAACGGCAGGUCCGCAUCCAGCUAAAAGAUCAUAUUGAUCGUACCCGCAAGAAAAGAGGAGAAAAAGAGGAAACAGAGUAUGAGUAUAGUGGUAGUGAAGAAGAAGAGGACAGCCAUGGAGAAGAAGGUGAACCCAGCUCCAUCCUUAAUGUUCCUGGAGAGUCCACACUACGGCGAAACUUUCUGCGGCUCCAGCAAGAAAAUAAGGAGCGCUCUGAAGCCCUCAAAAGACAACAGCAACAACUGGCGGCCCAGAGGAGAGAUCCUGAGGAACACAAGCGACAACUUUUGCAUGACCGGCAAAAACGUAUUGAGGAGCAAAAAGAACAGCGUCGCAGACUUGAGGAACAACAACGUAAAGAACGGGAAUUGGCAAAGCAGCAGGAGAAAGGUCAUCAUCAGAGAAGAAUUGAGGACAUUCGUCGUGAGGAAGAUCGCCGACUUGCUGAAAGAGAGCAGGAAUUCAUAAGAAAUAAGUUGGAGGAGGAACAGAGACAGUUAGAAAUCCUCCAACAGCAGCUGCUGCAAGAACAGGCUUUGCUGAUGGAAUAUAAGCGCAAACAGCUGGAGGAGCAGCGCCAGUCAGAAAGGCUGCAGAGGCAGUUGCAGCAGGAACAUCUUUAUCUAAUUCAAUUGCAACAGCAGCAGCAAAAGCAGCAGCAGCAGCAGCAACAGCAGCAAGAUAAGAAGCAACAGUUGUACCACUACAAUAAAAGUAUUGAUCCCAGCAACAAACCAGCAUGGGCAAGAGAGGUAGAGGAACGUUCAAAGCUGAACCGACAGAAUUCUCCAAGUACCAAGCCGAAAAUGGGCACUACUGUAUCAGACCCAUCUUUGCAGUCAAGAUCAGAAUCCAUUCAAUCAGGGGUUACGCAAGCAGCACAGACUCCACCCAUGCAACGCCCUGUAGAGCCACAAGGUGGUCAGAACAAGUUGCAGAUGGCUCACCUAGUGCCAUUAAAGCCAUAUGGUGCCCCAGUUCCCCGUUCACAGUCACUCCAAGAUCAGCCUACGAGGAACCUUGCUGCUUUCCCUACACAAGACCCAGCACCCAGUCCGGUUCAUGGUCCCUCUGGCCGACACGCCUCACGUGGGGAGAUGGUCCGUCAGAAUUCUGACCCAACUUCUGAGAUGCCCACUCCUCCACCAAGGCCCUCUGAUAAUGAUAGAAGCCCUUGGGUGAAGAUAGGAGAUACUGAACAGCCACCAAAGGUUCCACAGCGAACCACCUCCAUUGCAACAGCACUUAACACCAGUUUGGCAUCUGGCACAAGGCAGGCGGUUAGAGCGAGUAACCCUGAUUUGCGGCGAAAUGAUGGCUGGGAGAGAGGUGAUAGCAUUAUAUCAAUUUCCAAUUUGCCACAAACGGGAUCCCUUGAGCGGCACAGAGUUGGAGCUACAUCAAAAAUUGAAAGUUCACCCAUCCUGUCUCAAGACAACCGCCCAAAGCAAGAAGAAUCCCGUACAGCAUCUCGCCCUAGCAGACCAGCGAGCUAUAAAAGAGCAAUAGGCGAGGACCAUGGAUUGUUUCCCAAAGAGAAACAAGAGGAACUUCCGAGGCCGCCAAUCAAAGCAAUGGACUACUCUUCCUCAAGUGAAGAAUCGGGUGAAAGUAGUGAGGAUGAAGAUGAGGAUGGAGAAGAAAGGUCAGAAGAAAGUGCAGACCUUGGAAGAGAUGGGUUGCGAAAAAACAAAGAUGCUGAUACAGAUAGCAUUAACACAAUGGUAGUUCAUGAUGACGAGGAGCCUUCUCUUGUUAACACUUCCAGCAGUUCAUAUGGAGAUCAGACUAUGGUCAUGCAGCGGACACCUGAAGAAAAACGAAAUCACAAUGGAUAUACCAAUUUACCAGAUGUAGUCCAACCAAGUCACUCUCCAACAGAUCCCAAAAGUCAAGGAGCCUCUCCUAACAAGGAUGGCAGCUAUGAUUCACGUGGCCUUGUUAAGGCCCCAGGCAAGGCGUCAUUUACCACAUUUGUGGAUCUCGGAAUGUACCAGCAUCCAGGUGGAGCUGGGGGCUUUGUUCCUGGUGAUUGCUCCCGUUUUGAUCAGCUGAAAUUUGAUGUGCGCAAAGGAUCUGUGGUGAAUGUGAACCCUGCAAACCCAAGGCCUCAUAGUGACACACCAGAGAUAAGAAAAUACAAGAAGAGGUUCAACUCAGAAAUUUUGUGUGCUGCUCUAUGGGGAGUGAAUUUAUUGGUAGGCACAGAAAAUGGGCUCAAGUUGCUAGAUCGCAGUGGACAGGGAAAGGUGUAUGGCCUUAUCAACAGUCGACGGUUUCAGCAAAUGGAUGUUCUUGAAGGACUAAACUUGCUAAUAACUAUAUCAGGCAAGAAGAACAAGCUGCGUGUGUAUUACCUUUCCUGGUUGAGGAACAAGAUUUUGCAUAAUGAUCCUGAGGUUGAAAAGAAACAAGGAUGGACUACUGUGGGGGAGAUGGAAGGGUGUGUGCAUUAUAAAGUGGUAAAAUAUGAGCGUAUCAAAUUCCUGGUGAUUGCACUGAAGAACUCUGUGGAAGUUUAUGCCUGGGCACCAAAGCCUUAUCAUAAAUUUAUGGCAUUCAAGUCGUUUGCUGACUUGCCACACAGGCCACAGCUUGUUGACCUCACAGUUGAAGAGGGUCAGAGGUUAAAGGUCAUCUAUGGUUCCAGUGCUGGCUUCCAUGCCAUUGAUGUUGAUUCUGGAAAUAAUUAUGAUAUCUAUAUUCCUGUACAUAUUCAAAGCCAGGUCAUGCCUCAUGCAAUUGUUUUCUUGCCUAACUCUGAUGGAAUGGAAAUGCUACUCUGUUAUGAGGAUGAGGGCGUUUAUGUCAACACUUAUGGACGCAUCAUAAAGGAUGUUGUAUUACAGUGGGGAGAGAUGCCUACCUCUGUGGCAUAUAUCUGUUCAAACCAGAUUAUGGGUUGGGGAGAAAAGGCUAUAGAAAUCCGAAGUGUGGAGACAGGCCACCUUGAUGGAGUUUUCAUGCAUAAAAGGGCCCAGCGGCUGAAAUUUCUUUGUGAGCGCAAUGAUAAGGUGUUUUUUGCAUCAGUGCGUUCAGGUGGGAGUAGUCAAGUGUACUUUAUGACUCUGAACAGGAACUGCAUCAUGAACUGGUAAACAGCGACUGUAAUUGAAAAUGAAAGAAAAGUUCAAACUUGAAUACAACCUACAGCAUGAAAAUUCUACAUGAGCUGGGAGAGUAUAAUUAAGAAAGCUGCUUUAAUUAAAAAUUUUCUUGGUUUAGACCUUGAUGUGUACUGUAUAUAUUGAUCCCACCAUCUGUGUAUGUGGUGGAUCUGAAAAGGGUCUCUUUUUUUUUUUUUUUUUUUUUUUUAAAGAAAGGGUGUUAUGUUACUAUUUUGAAGCUGAGAAAUGUGUGCCAAAGCUUUUUCUUUCACCUGUGGUUCUUUGCUGGAAUAAUGUUUGGCAUAUCGGAUGUUUUUUGUGAUUAUGUGACUGUUACCUAUUAUGCUUAAUUUAGGUGGUGAUUUCUUUCUUUUAGUUUUAGGAUUCUUUUUAUAAAUAUAAAUAGCUAUGAUCAUGGAUUUUCCCUAUUUAGUCAAUAGAAAAUAUAAAUCAAUUUUGUUUACUUUUAAGCUUUAUUUCAUCAUGAGAGUCAAUCUAAAGAAUGCCCUGUAUAUUUUAAUUUCACAAUUACUGUAAAUUUCUCAUGCAGCUUGCUUUUAUUGUUACAGGUUCUGAUACACAUUAGUCAAUUUUCACUGCUUUAAUGCACUAUGAUGACUACAAAGUUGGGUUUUUCAUUAUUACAAAUUAAUAUUUUUAUCUCUUUUCUUAUUCUGAUGCAGUGGUGGCACAUUCCAAGAUAAAAUGUAUAGCAUGUAAAGAAUGCAAAAUGUUGUGGUCUCAUGAGAUUUUUCAGCUAGAGAUUCAGCAAAGGAAGGUCUCAUGUUAAUAAUUUAGAAACUUGCUAUAAUUUCAAAUUACAGAUUUUUUUAAUAUGUGUAUCACUGUGGGAUAAAAGCAAAACCUGUUUGCUAAGGCUUAUGUAGAUAGUGGUCUCUGAAUUUGCUUUUUUAUAAUGAAACAGUGUCUGUUAACAGAAAAAGACAAUCUAGAGCUUAUUUUAAGACCCAUCUACUAUUAUCAUCAUAAGCUACAAGGAAUCAUUUAUUGAAAAGAAAAAAAAACAUCUUACUGCCUUUAAUAGAAAAAUAGAAAAUAGUUGGUCUGAUUUGUCCAAUUGAAAUUAUCUCCUUUUUAAUUUGCGUCUAUUCAAUCACAAUUGUGGAGUUGUCCACAGAGCCAGAGCACAGUGAAAAUUGUAUAAAUUCCCUUCAGAAAUCUAAACAUAUCUUAAAUGAGAAUAAGCCUUGCCGUGUCUUACUUUCAUGUGAAAGUUAGGCGUUGUGGAAAGGUUUACAUACUAUUAAUUGUCAGUUUGCACUUUAUUUGAGGAAAUAAAACUGUCUUAAUUUAAUUUUUGUAAGGUAUCUGUAUCUCAUUUUGGGAAAGGUAAAGUGGGUCAGUUACGGAUAAAAAAAACAAUAAUAAAAAUUUUUAUAGUACUGUAAGAAUGAAUAGUUUUGGCAAGCUAUAGUGAUGUUUUCAGUAGCAUUGGUUCACCAACUGAGCAAGGACUUGUAACUUGUUGGUAUAGUUUGAACAUGGGCAGUCCACAAAUUGUUUUUGCCCUACUUAUUCAGAUAGUCCCUAAUCUUCAAUAUUUUAAUGUUGUUAUUAAAGUGCAUGGAUAAACGGGAAACGAUCAAAUGUCAUUAACAAAUUAUUGGUGGACAGGAAUGCCUCAGUAUUUAUUUAUUAAUUAAAUGUUAAACAAGCAUAUGGUAACACCUUUGGCUUUAAAUUUUUGUUUUUUAUGCUGUUGACAGAGCUACUUUAAUAUUUCAAUAUAGACAUGUGUUUUUUAAAAGAAAUUUCCUGGUGCAGUGUAAAAACACUAUCAGUUUUCAAUUUUAAGGCCUAACACUAAAAUGUUCUAUGUGACUUACCAUGGCUUUGACUUUUUGGCUGUAUUGUCUUGAUUUUGAUACAAUUGCUACUAUUAAUUUUGAAUUAUUUCUAUAAAGAAAGGUGUUUAUAAUGUGAGUCCACCUAAGAGAAGAUGUCAUCAAUGUAAGUAGGGGAAAGUGAUUUUUUUGUGUGUGUGUAGGCUAAUUGUUUUCUUUCAAUUUUUUUUUUUUUAUGUCUUUUUAUGAAAUGCAAAAUUGGUUCACUCUUAAUAACAUAUCCUUAUGUUUGUGUGGAAUUGUUUUAAAAUAGUAACAUAGCCAAUGCCUUGGUGAAGUUGAACUGAAAUCUGUAGAAACCAAAGAUCUACUUUAUGUACUUUAUAUGCUUUUAGAAAUGUGAGAGAAUAUUUUGUAACAUGGAAAAGAUUAACUUACGCUUUGUGGGGGAAAGAAAGGUAUAUGCUGAUGCACAUUAUUAAAGUACAUACGUAAAGAACUACUAUACAUAACUAUAUAUAUUUUCUCAAUAUCCAGUUGCUAGCCCAUUUAUUUGUUGUACAAUAUGCCUGCAAAAUUUGUAGACUUUAAUCCUUUCAAAAAAUUGCCUUCAAUCGCAUGUUACUUCAGGAGGCAUUAAUGUAUUUUAAUAUACAGUUUUAAAAUUUGGAAAGUAAACAUGUAAAUAUCAUAGCUGUGUAAAUUCAUUAAGGCUGUUUCAGACCACAGAAAUAAUCAGUUUUCUAGCCCACAUUAUUAGGAUGCCCCAUUUUUCUUUUAUAUUGCUAAGCCCUACACUGUAUCGUUUAGUACUUUAAGUUUUGAUGCUUAGGUAGUUUCAUUGUUUUUAAAAGUAAUACAAUAGGAAAUUUUGUGUUUUUUUUCUCCUUGUCUACUAUGUGGUGGAUCCAAAAAUACCUACAACAACUGUCUUCUUUUCACUACAAAAUGAAUUAAUUGCCUUAUUAUCGCAAAAUAGUAUGGGAAGCCCAUUGGAGGACCAAUGUUAUACUGCACUGGACUCCAUUUUCAGCACGAAAAUAGUUUGUAAAUUCUUCACUUUUUUUUAAGAGAACUGGAAAGGUUUAUUUUAUGUUCACACUGCAUACGAUACAUUAGUAUAUUUUCCCACAGGCAAUACAUGAAAAAGGAAGAUCCUGUCUUGUGACAUUUUUCUCAUGAUGUGCUUAGGUUAAAUUACAUUAGUUGUUAGAGAAGUAUAUUUUAAAAGGGUAUUUAGAGUAGCUGAAAGGGAGAAAUUAAAUUAAUAUCAGAAUAUUAAUAAUAAAGCCACAGUAUUUUAGAUUAAACUUUCUCUUAUAGAUUACAUUAUUAUAAUAAACCCGUGUAAUGAGUAAGUUAAUUAACAACAUUUUAUUUUUUGGCUAAAAUUCAAAAUAAGGUGAAAUGUUAUUUCUCUCUUUUGCUCUUCCAAAAUUAUUAAUUGUAGAAUUGCACUGGACUAUCUGGGUACAUUGUGUACCUCCAACCUCUUUUUGUUUUAUUUUAUGUUUUUUUUCCUCUUCCCUAGCCUUAUUUCUUAACCUGAUAAGUUAGUGUUUACCAAAUCAUAUAUCAUGUAUACAGUUUGAAAAAUUGCCUAAUGUGAUCUUUUCUUCAUCCUAGUGAAGGAUACUUUUCUCAUGAAAUAAGUGUACUUUGUUUUUGUUGCGACGUACUAUCAAAAUGUUUGCAUUGACUUUUCCAAUUCAGAGACUAAAGAAAGCUUUGUUUAGAUGUUAUAUAUAUUGUAUAAGACGUAUUUUUAGCCACCUGUCUUUCUGUCACAACUAAAACUGAUGAUUGUUUAAUUUUAGCUUGUUUCUGCAGUUAUUUAAUAUACUUGGAUAGUUACGGGAGAAAACGUAUGACAUCUGUAAGGUUUGGAGUGAGCCAGUAUAUGCUGAUACAUUAAGAAUUGUGAACAUUAAUAGACGUAUGUUAUGCUGCUCUUGUAUUUUCAGAUGCCAACAGCAUAAAAGUUUAUUAGCAUUGAAUGUUUUGCAAAAGACCCAAGCUUUCAUUUCCAUUUUGCCUUCACAUUAAGACCUUAUUUUAAAGAAUAUAGAAUGCUUUUGAUUUGUUUAUGUAAAAAAAUCAUGUUUUUAUGUUUAAAUGUCCCAUAUACUGUAUGCUACUGAGAAUUGUAGGAAAAAAUUGGUUUGUUUUUAAACUAUACUAAAUUAUAAUGUGCUUUCUUCAAAGUCCCAUUAUGUGUGUUAUUGGUGAUUUAUAAGUUUGCAAAUAACAUGUGUUAAGAUGAACAAAAAGAAGGAGCCAUAUAAUAAAAUGUCAACAUUUUUUGUGCAUUAAAUGAAAUUUUAACACAAAACUGAUCUUUUAGCCAGCUGCAUAGUAAAUCUUUAGAAUACAUAGCGUUUUCUGUAUUAUACUUAAAACUCUGUUAAUUAUAUGGGAUGUCUCUCUAAUAUAUAAUGUAAAUUAGUUUUGAAUUUGGCCUAAUGAAUGUAUAUGCUGAUUUGUUUUCAGUUGCUGUUGUAAUGACAAUUAUUAAAGAAAAAGUGUCCUAUUUUGUAAAUUUGCAACAUGUAUGUGAAUAAUAUAUUUUUACUUUCUAUUUUUUGGUACCAGGAGAAUCUGAAUAUUUAAACAGUCUGUCAUAAUUAUGUUAUGCAGUUUACAGUCAGCUUAAACCCUUUAUAUUACUUUGGCUCGUUUUUAAAAUGAAACAUUCUGCAAAAAAUUAGUGGAUUUGGAGUUCUUUGUAAUAUUUGACACUGUCUUUGCAAGAGCCACUUGCUUUGAGCUAAAUGUUUUUGAUAGAAACAAUACUAAACAGUUCUGCUUCUAAAAUACAUAAUCUUUCACUUCUAAACAGUUAUUUACUAGUGUUUACUUGGACUCUAAUUUUAUAAAAAUAACUAAUUCAUAAAGAACAUUUAUUCUGUUAAAGUAUCCGUCAGUUUACAGGUGAAAACAGUAGUAAUUUUAAAAUUAUUUUCACCAAAUUAAAAUUUUGUGAAUAACUGGAAUUUAACUAAAUCAUUGAAGCAAUAGAAAUAACUGGCAUGGUGCCAGUCAUGAACGAAUCAGAACUGCAUAACAGUGUAUUUUAUGUGCAGUGCCAUUUAUUCUGCUAUAGAUUGCUUUUGCACCCUCAUUGUGGACGAUUAAAUAUGUGGAAAUUUUUGCAGAAGGCAAAUUUUUAAAGAUGUAUGCUUAGCAUAUAGUCUUUUCAUUUUUAGAGAGACUGUUAAUAUAUUUUCAGCUGUUUAGUAUACCUGAAAAGAAAUUGCUGGGCUGCAAAAAAAGUACUAUUGCGUAUCUAAUUUUAAUGCUUCUUUUUUAAAUAUUUUUCUCUUGAGACCCUUUUAUGGCUUCAUGUUUGUGUUUUUGCCUCUUGCAAAAGGUUUGCAUUUGUGGGAGGUUUAACUUGUUUUUUAUGGAGUGUAUAAUUUUUCCAUUAUGAUAUUGGCCUGUUACAGAGUGAAACAUGUCCUGUGCACAAUACACUCCUUUACAUCUUUUUGUGAUUUGUUUGCUUAAUUAGUCGGAUCAAUAAUAUGAUAAGGUCUACCUAACCUUGCAGUUCAAGUGCUUUAAUUACCUGCUUUCAAGACCUUUACAAGAAUGUUGGUCUACUAGACAUUUACGUUCACCACAGAAAAAUGUGUAGAAGUAGAAUAAUGGACAUGCAAUAAUGAAUAUUUGUAUUUAUAUAAUAUGCAGAGUAUCAAACUUAAGUUGCCUGAUUACAGAUACUGUAAAUGCUAGGAAAAAUUAGUUUUAUGUUCAUGGGACAAAGACUGUAGGUGUUUAGUGGUAAAUGGCUGUUUCAUAUCUAUGGAAUAUUUGCUUGCUUAAUUUUCUUAGAUGUAAAUAUGAUUUCUGGACAAUUUAAUUUUACUUCUGUUUUUAAUGUGAUGUUUCAUAAGCACGUAAAAAGUUUAAUUUUGGAUACUAACAAGUUUAUUAUUUUUGAAUUUAUUAUCCACUCCUCCUUAUGGUGCAUAACAAUUCACUUUUGUGCCUGCUUAUUAAAAAUGUGCAGUGUUUGUCGAAUGUCUUAUGUCCAAGGCUUAGUCUUAAAUUACAUCUAUCAUCCCAUCUACAUUUGGAGCCUAAAUCUGUCCCUUGCAGGGCAUGCUAUCUAUUUGUACCUACAUAUACUAUACCUGCUUUAAUUUUUUAUUUUUUUGUAUGGAAAGAUUAACUAAGAGUCACUCGAGAGGACCAAAUUGAUACAGUAGUUAAACUAACAUUCACUUUUGCUUGUGCUAAACACCAGGAAAAUUGCACAUAGAACUUGGGCAAGAAAUUUAGCCCAAGACCUUUCAGCUAAGUUAGCUUCUCUAACCAUAAUGACACAUGAGUCUCAAUGUGAAGAGAAUGACAAUAUAGUUCUAUAAAAGCAGAAAUAAACAUCCCUCUCUAAUUGUUCUUACAAAAAUUAAGCACUUAUUGUUGACUAACACUGGAAAAGGUUUGUAAGUGAGAUGAAUGAGAAUUCUGAUGCUUUAAACAGAUAAAAAGUCCUUGAUUACAAUGAAAAGACACAUUUGUUUACCACUGCUUUACUAAAGUAAGGUGAUGUUGUUUAACCAUGUUGAUUAAUAAUGACUGUGACAGUGUCUAUAAUUGAUUAAAAAUGGUAGAGGUUGAAAAGAGCAUAUUAAACAGUUGCGUUCUCAACAGUCAUAGGUGGCACGGACAUCUUCGGUGAUCAAGUCUUCAAUAGUAUUAAAUGACUGUCAACUCAUUCCUGCUUUAUGGAAUGCCAUCUUCAAACACAGUUACUAAAUUAAACACUGAAAUAGCUUACUCAUCAUUUUGUAGCUACUCUAUCAGAAAAGCUACUUAUUGUUUAACUGUACUGUAUUUCCAUAAACAAGUUUCUAAUAUAAAAUUGAAGAUGUUCAGACUUUAAACCCUUAAAAGCAAGACAUUCAUUAAAUGAUCUUUAACUUUUUCUUCUCUUCUUUACAGUUUUCUUUUGUUCAUAAAUGUCAUACUUUAACAAAGUUACUUUGUUUUUCUAAUAUAUAAGCAUGAUGAUAGAAUUAUUAAAUAUUAUUUGAGUUAUGGAUAAAUUGGUCAUUUGAGAAAAUCAUUAUUCUAAAAGCAUAAGUGGGAAGAUGCCAUACCAUUCAUUUCAUCAGAUAAGAGAGAAUGUUUUGCAGUAUAUACAGUAUGGUCUGGCCUUUUUUUCUUGAAUGACUUGUAAAAUAUCAAGUCGAAUGCUAAAUGUAUGAUAAUUUUCAACUUCAUAAGUAUGGGAAGCAUGGUAUUGUACUUAACAUGGAAUUAUGUGUAUUUGCCUUUACAGAAGCCCCAGUUAAUGUGACACCACUGUAAACAAUAAAAUUUUUACUUUUAGCCAUUUG
Molecule: messenger RNA, 11680 nt
Organism: Erpetoichthys calabaricus (reedfish)
Lineage: Eukaryota; Metazoa; Chordata; Cladistia; Polypteriformes; Polypteridae
Gene: mink1
Product: misshapen-like kinase 1
Exons: 32
Coding region: 541-4521 (1326 amino acids)
Biological process (GO): protein phosphorylation
Molecular function (GO): protein kinase activity; ATP binding
Source: RefSeq, a predicted model, not a curated record